Messenger RNA from Tetrahymena thermophila SB210, 2247 nucleotides. RefSeq lists its product as hypothetical. NCBI's taxonomy places the organism in Eukaryota, Ciliophora, Oligohymenophorea, Hymenostomatida, Tetrahymenidae. The transcript is spliced from 7 exons. The record is from RefSeq and is a predicted model, not a curated record.
AUGAGAUCUCUUGGAAGGCAUCCAACUUUAUAAGUUCCUCCAUCAAAUAUUAUUUCGAGCAUUUCUAAAAAAGUUAUUUCAUCUGAUUUAGAUUCGAAGCUAAGUAGAAUGGAACAUGAAAAGGAAGUCAGCAUAAGAGAAAGCUCUGAGGCUGGUCAAGGAUAUUAACCCGUAAUUACUGAAAAAAUGAAAAAUAUGACAACAGAUGAGAUAUUUGAAAGGUUGGUAAAAGAAAAUAUUGACUUUAGAGAUUAUAGAUAUAACGAGUUAAUGAAAGAAUUUGAAUCAGAAAUGGAAGAUUUUAAGCGAACUGCACCUACCUUUGAGGAGCUAUCAGAUGCUUAAUCUAUGCAAAUAAAUUAAAUGAACCCAAAUUAAAUGUAUGCACAAUUUUAAACUAAAUUUUAUGCUCUAAGAAAAAGAGAUAAAGACGAUUUACAAGAAAGAUACGAAAGGGUUACCAGAAUUGUAAGAAGUAGUCACGUUUAAGAAGUAUAAAAUUUGGUAUCUAAGUUUAAAGGAGUUCUAAGAGAAACAAUUGAAAAAAAGUUGGAAGAAUAAAAACUAAAAUAUGAGUUAGAACAUAAAGAAAUGCGUGAUAAUCAUUUCCAAAUGAAAUCUCAAAUUAGAACAUUGGAGGAAAAAUGUGAGUUUUUGUAAGAAAAGAUUAAUGAAAAGGAAAAAAAACUUUAAGAAAUGUAUGAUAAAAUAAUUAAAAUGAAUAAUGAAAACUCAUAUAGAAAUUAAGAUCAAGAAAAGUUAUAGAAAAUGAUGAAAGAAAAGGAAGCACAAAUAGAAAAGUUGUAAAAAAGUGAAAAAGCUCUCGAGGCUUUGUAAUAGUAAAAAAUCGACUAUGCUCUUUUAAUUAAAGACAAAGAGAAUACUAUUAAUUAAAAGGAUUAGCUUAUUUAAAAGCUUUAAAAAUAGCUCUAGCAAUAAACUUCAAAAAUGCAAGAUUAAGAUUAAAAAAUCAAAACACUUGAGCAGCAAGAAUCUUUAAAGGUUCAGUCAAGGACGACUAUUAAAUCUGAAGAUGAAUAAAGUGAUGUUGUUAAUCUUAGAAGGACAACUCCAGAUUAAAACUACAAUGCUUGUAGAUCAGCUCUUACAAGAAACGAUUCAAGAAAUGGAGCUUAAUCAAGCAAUAACAAACUGAGAAACAUUAAGCAGCCCUAAUAAAUGCAAGCUGUUCCGAUUUAAACUUUUGGAGAUGUAUUUAGAAAGUUCAAAUAAGCCAAAAGAGAAGAAAGUAUUCAAAAUAAACAGUUCAUUGAUCAGCUUCAGUAAAAAAUAAAACUAAAAGAAGAUUAGAUAAAAUUACUUACCAAUGAAGUAAUGAGCUUGAGAGAAGAAAGUGAUACUUAUUUAUAGAAUCUACAAAGUAUGUAGCAGUAAAAUUCAUAAAUGAACUCUAAAACUUAGGGUUACUUGACAUAAAAUCCUAAUAUCAAUGACUUAAUUUUAGAUCCUUAUAAAAGAGGAGACUCAAGUAUGAACAAAAGCCGCUUGAGUAUGACUGAAGAGAACCGUUAUUUACAAAGUGCUUUAUCUAAAACAUCCAAUUAGUUUAAUUCUGCAGUCAGCCCCAAAUUGGUUUAACUCCAGCAAGCUUCCAGCAGAAAUAGAAAUUUAAGUAAUAAUCUAGAAUAAAAUAAAGAAAAUAUUUAAAAGCUAUCUUUGAUGAAUACAACAGAUUUGUCAAUUUAUAAGGCUAAAACACCUUAAUCUGUCAAUAACACCAAACAAAGCUUAAUUAAUAUAACAAAUAAAGCAACUACUCCUGACCCAUCUAAAAAAUUUUAAGAAAUCUAAGUAAACAGAAUAUCUAGUAAUAACAACAAUGAUAUGCAAACACCAUAUAAUCAAAAUAAAAAUAAAAUUACUCAAGUCUCCACUAUAUUCUAAAAUACUAAUUUGCAAACAAACAACAGUACAUAAUAUUUUAGUUAAACAAACAAUAAUAAUAUCACGAAUUCAUCUUAACAACUUCUAAAAUAAGAUAUUAACCCAUAGAUUGGAAAUAAAAGUAUACACAUUUCUAACUUUAAUAAUAAUUCUGUUAACUAUAUAAAUUCCAUAAAUAACUAAAUCUAAUCUCCAUAAUUAUUAAAUUAGAAUGUUCAAGUUUAAAAAUAAAAAAAAAUACUUGGUUCUUAUAGAAUAUAGCCUACUUUUAAUUAAAAAUCGAACCUAACUAAUAACUAUAUAUCAUCAGCAUCUGAUAGUUUUAUUCCCCUAAACAUAUGA